AUGAGGCAAGGUGAUCAGUCACCUCUGAAAUGUGCCUCGAGUCACCGGUGUGCACAGGAACCAUUGACAUUCUGGGAUGUGACCAUUGAUUUCUCUCAAGAGGAAUGGGAAUGUCUGGACCCAGCUCAGCAGAAAUUAUACAGAGAUGUGAUGUUGGAGAACUACAGAAACCUGAUCUUUCUGGCCAUUCCUAGUCACCUUUAUGGACCAAAUGAAAGAUCCAUGGAAUCUAAAAAGACAAGUUAA
Molecule: messenger RNA, 246 nt
Organism: Sciurus carolinensis (gray squirrel)
Lineage: Eukaryota; Metazoa; Chordata; Mammalia; Rodentia; Sciuridae
Product: zinc finger protein 738-like
Exons: 4
Coding region: 1-246 (81 amino acids)
Biological process (GO): regulation of DNA-templated transcription
Source: RefSeq, a predicted model, not a curated record